This is a messenger RNA of Entamoeba invadens IP1, 309 nucleotides long. RefSeq lists its product as hypothetical. The transcript is spliced from 2 exons. Lineage: Eukaryota; Evosea; Mastigamoebida; Endamoebidae. The record is from RefSeq and is a predicted model, not a curated record. The coding region runs from base 1 to 309 and encodes 102 amino acids.
AUGCAUAAUGCAGCUACCAUUGAUGGUAUAGCCUUUGUUUUCGCGUUUUUUAAGAUUGUUCACUUAAUAGUUCACAAAAUAGGAGCCGCUUUCCAUCUUCCAACAAUGGUCGAUGUGUUGCAAUGUUGUUACCACAUGUUAUUCGAUACAAUGGUGUUAUCUCAAAAAAGAUGGCGUAGUGUCCAAAGUACAGCAUUUAUGUUGCAAACCAGUAAUAUUAACAACUUGCACAACUGUCCUUGCAAAGGCAAGAACUUCAACACAUAUCAUUUUUUGAAAAAUAAAGUCUAUGAGAAAAUUAAAACAUAA